GCAGGUACUGAAAUAUCUAAAUACAAUAAAAUGAGUCUGAAGAGAAUUAAAAAUGGAUCAGUCAAAGGCUUGAAACAGUAAGGGACGAACAUUUAUGACCAUUCUGCUUGAUCAUGUGGUGAGUUUAGUGAUCAGCAUAAGAAAGCACCUAAUGAAAAUCACUUCUGUUUUCUGAAAUAUUUUGCAACUUUCUUCUCUUUAAAACUGACUUCCAUACAAAAAACACGACCUUCUACUCUGCUUUUGCCUCCACUGAGUCACUGGUGUGCACGGGUGUGUUGUAUAAACAAUACUUCAUUUUCAUUUAACACAAAGCGCGUGGAGGCGUCGUUGGAUGCUGUAUAAUUGGCGCGUAAUUACGCACUGCGGACCGGUGACGCUCGUUGGGGAUUCUACCCAUAUCAUGCUACUUGUAACCGCAAGUGAGUGAGUGUGUACGUGUGUGUGUUUGGGGCGUAGCUUCUCUGUGAAAUUUAGUUUUUUCCCCCCCCUUUUCUUCUUGCGUUUCUCUCGCCACUUCAAAACUGCUGUCGGAGGGGGAAUUGUGUCACCCGCCUGCGCUACAGAUCUACAGAUGCCGCUUAAACGCUCCACAGAUUGGUCGCUGUUGAUGUGAAAACAUCCAGAGACGAUGUACAGGUUCGUUAAGAUGGCUGGUUCUGCAGCUCACACUUGUGGAAUAUUCCUGGAUUACAGCAGAAAAACUUCUUUACUCCUCUGGGACUAGAAGCAGUGUUGUGGGUGACCGUCUUCUCUGUGAACAGCCUGCAGGUUUUAGUCCUUUAACACACUUUGCUGAGAUGAAUACGUUCUACAUCGUGAUUGAAGUAGUAAUUGCUGUUCUCUCCAUAUCCGGCAACAUACUGGUUUGCUGGGCCGUCGCCAUCAACACCACUUUGAAGAACGCCACCAACUAUUUUCUGGUGUCUCUGGCUGUGGCUGAUAUUCUGGUCGGUUGCCUCGCCAUCCCCUUUGCCAUAACCAUCAGCAUCGGCAUACAUCUGGACUUCUAUGGAUGCCUCUUUCUGGCAUGUUUUGUCUUGGUACUGACACAAAGCUCCAUCUUCAGUCUUCUUGCUAUUGCAAUUGAUAGAUAUCUGGCCGUCAAAAUUCCUCUGAGGUACAAGGAGUUGAUGACGGGAAAGACCGCCAGAGAGAUCAUCGCUAUUUUAUGGAUCCUCUCCUUUGUCAUAGGCCUCAUCCCCUUCUUUGGCUGGAACUUGAAGUACUCGAGCUGCAAGAACGGCAGCUCUGGGGUGGACAACACUACAAACCCUGACCUCAAGGAGGGGCUGAGGGGCGGAGGAGACUUACUACGGAGCUGCAAGCUCAAGUGCUUCUUUGAGAGCGUGGUGGACAUGCAUUACAUGGUCUACUUUAAUUUCUUUGUGUGUGUGCUGCUGCCUCUGCUUCUCAUGCUGGGCAUCUACAUGAAGAUCUUCACCGUGGCCAGGAAGCAGCUGAGACAGAUCGAGCUCAAGUGCGUGGGCAACGGGGACAGCCAUAACCACGGGCUGCUGCAGAAGGAGAUCCGGGCCGCCAAAUCCCUCUCCAUCAUAGUGGGAUUGUUCGCCAUCUGCUGGCUACCCGUCCACAUCCUCAACUGCCUCACGCUGUUUUACAGGGAGAUGCAUAAGCCGGAGGUUGUCAUGUAUGUGGCCAUCAUUCUGUCUCAUGCCAACUCCGCGGUCAACCCCAUCAUCUACGCUUACCGCAUCCAGGACUUCAGGAACACCUUCCGCAAGAUCCUGGCCCAACACGUCCUGUGCCGCAGGGAGGAGCUGUACCUCAGCUCCAACGGCAGCAGACGCAACAGAGACCAGAUCCACAUGACCAUUGACCCUCUGCUAUAGAUUCGUGACAGAGGAGGAGUAUUAUGUGUGUCAGCUCUGUUGUUUCAGUCUUGAAUUUUAUUUUCACUGAGGUUUAUAAUGUUUACAGAACAAGGGUGUGAUAUGUGAAGAUGGACUGAUGUCAAACACGCCUUGAAUGUGGACAUUUAUUUAUGAAUUGUGCCGAGUAUCAGGGGUCAAGCAGUGAAAUGUUGAAUGACGAGUCUUACAGAACUUUUGUAUUGUGAAGGAUUUUUGAUUUUAAAAAAUGUGUUGAAGCUAACUGGAUUUGUAGGACUGUGAACAGGAUCCAAACUUUGCUACAUUCUAAAAUGCUAUUUAUCAUUCUGAAUCCACCCUGUUACAACUCAUAACACUUCUUUUUUUGCCCUAUUUUAUAUUGUCAACAUUCAGCCAGUGUUUAUUAACUUAUUUAUUACAAAACCUUAUCUUUGAGAAUGUAAAGAUCAAAAAACUUUGUGUGGCUAGUUCUGUAUUUGUGGACCUUGAAAGGUACAAUAGUAGUAGUCUACAUCCAUGGUUAUCUUUGGCUUGUGAUCCUUUAAAAUUAACUCCUACUCAUGACCAUCACAGGCUCAAUAUUCAGAAAGAAGUACAGAUUUCCUUUUGUCAAUACAAUACUUUUGUAUUGCAGAAAUGUUCUUGAGCUGCUGCUUAAAAGUGCCAGUGUUUGCAAGUGUUCCUGUUGCUGCACUAGUGAAUCCUCCACGAAAUGUGUGUGUACAGGCAGAGGGACACAGUAGUCUACAGGGACUCUCAUACAACUAAAUUAGAAGACAAUGGGGAAAAUGCACAAGAAAAAUGAUCUUGAGCCCUGUGACUAAGAGCCAGAGGAAGGCGUUUUAGUAGCUACUAGAUGAACAGCUGGUUUGAUUCAGUCACGCAGACCCACACAUAAGUAGUUUAGCAACACACACUUGCAGUGGUGCUUCAUAUCAUUUCCAUAUUAACAAGACCAAAGCUCAGGAAGUGGGAAACUGAUUGUACCCUUUAUAGAAAUAUGGCAUCUGCACAGAGAAGACAAGUGAAGACAUGCUGUAAGUUAAAUUUGAUACUUCAAAAUCAGUGCAAUUUACAUUAUUACUCAUCAUCCAAGCGUCUGGUACACAUGUAUUUAGUGGCUUGCAAGCAUAAAGUACCAUUGCUUUGAUUAAGUUGGGCAUAUAUGAAUGACACCUGCCUUAGGACUCCAGCUGACAACCCAUCUCCCGUCAGACACAGUCUCAGCUGGGAUCCUGAGGCUCUCAUCUGCCCUGUUAGCACAUUCAGUCCUCCACAAGCUGCUGAAGUCACUGACUGAACUGAGAUGAGCUGUUUCAUUUAUGAAAAAAAUACAGUUUUAAGGAUGAAAUCUCUAAAAUAUGUUGCACUGAAGACUCGUUUUAAUCAAACUCCUAGUGAGCCAACACUCCUUACUCUUCUGUGCUCGCAAAUAUAUGCGAUUGAUAAACACUUAAGUCCAGUUGAACCCAAAUAGAGAGAUAUUUUUUUAGUGAAGCAGGUAACACUAAUGAAAUGUUCUCUGAGAGGCAAAUUCUUACUUCUUUGCACUUCAUGGUGCUCAUAUGCAGCAUCAUAGUUUGAAGCAACACAGCUGCAACGCUGCUUUCCACUAAGUCAAAUCUUGCUGAGUACCUUUAACCACCACACCCCUUGCAUCUUUUCUGCUGGGGUGUGGUGGUUAGCAUUGUUGUGCGUGUUCCUGUUGAGCUAAUAAAACUGAAGACAGGGGCGAGAGCUGAUGAAUCACAAAAAAGGUCUUGGUGAAUUUAAUCGUCAGUUUGGAGUGUCGUAAUUUUAUGUGAAAAAAUGAGGGUGAAGUUGGUCACCUGAGAGCCUUCACUACACAAAUGAGAACACAUUGCACUGACAUUUCAGAUUAUUUCCCGUUUGGUGUGCUUCAUUGGUGGUGUUGAACCAUGUUGUACUGGUGUUUAACAAGUGUUCUUAAGUGGGCAUUUGCCUCCACUGCUUCACUAUCUCUCCACAUUCACCGCUGUGUCCAGUGUACCACCUCUGACUAACUUCAAGGGCUAAAAUACAGGAGUGUGCCAAAGUUUUAGUACAUUCCAAUGGAGACAUCUAUACUGUAACUGCACUGUAAUGUUGUAUUAUUGUCUUUGUUGACUGAUGUGUAAAAAUAAGUACUGUAGGUGUCCAGCUUUCUACAAGCUAUUAAUUGAUGUCAAACUUUUGCGAUUUAAAGGUAAGACGGACAAUAACAAGUUGAUCUAGUUCAACAUUCCUGCCUUUCAUUCCGAAGUACCUAUCUGUCAGUGUGCUAUAGUGUCGUUACUAAUCAGGAAAAACAUCUACUGUGGUCAAGCUGAUGUUCAACCUUUCCAGAGGCCAUUUUUUCUUUCAUUCAACAAAACUACAACUGCGAACUUAUACCGCUAUUUAACAUGAUGCAAUCUGUAUGUAUGGUGAAUUAUUUUGUUAAUAAAGGCAAUGUUUAUAUUGUUA
Messenger RNA from Siniperca chuatsi (mandarin fish), 4319 nucleotides. RefSeq names its product adenosine A2b receptor (gene adora2b). The record is from RefSeq and is a predicted model, not a curated record. Gene Ontology annotation, cellular component: membrane. Lineage: Eukaryota; Metazoa; Chordata; Actinopteri; Centrarchiformes; Sinipercidae. The transcript is spliced from 3 exons. Gene Ontology annotation, biological process: adenylate cyclase-activating G protein-coupled receptor signaling pathway; G protein-coupled adenosine receptor signaling pathway; vasodilation. Bases 801 to 1853 code for a protein of 350 amino acids. Gene Ontology annotation, molecular function: G protein-coupled adenosine receptor activity.